Seriola dumerili (greater amberjack) is the source of this 1266-nucleotide messenger RNA. RefSeq names its product transmembrane protein 26-like. NCBI's taxonomy places the organism in Eukaryota, Metazoa, Chordata, Actinopteri, Carangiformes, Carangidae. The transcript has 5 exons. The coding region runs from base 1 to 1266 and encodes 421 amino acids. The record is from RefSeq and is a predicted model, not a curated record.
AUGUGUCGUGUCUUGAACAUCCUGUUGGCUUUGCUGAGUCGCUUCCUGUUCACGGUCCACGGGGUGGUGACAGUGUGGCGCGUGGUGGCCAUUAAAGGGGAGCCGCUCUAUUGGCUGCUGCUGACGGGCGUGGCUCUGCUGGGCGUGGAAAUGGCCGUCACUCUGAAGUGCACCCGUAACGCCGAGUGGAAAUGGUUCUCCCCCAUGGUUUUCCUCUACCUCAGUACUGUCAUUCCAUCCAUUUGGUUUCUGGAGCUGAGCCUGCUGCAGUCCAAGCUGCCCGUCAACAGUUCCUCCGGCCCCGAGCUUCGUUUGCUGGCUCACAUCCCGAUCACAGCGGGCAUCGUGGAGCUGGAUCCAGAGAACUGGGUGGCUGGCCUGGAGCAAACCAUGCUCAUAGUGUUGGUUCUGGGGCGCUGGCUGAUGCCCAAGGGGGACAUGUCCCGGGACCAGCUGUCCCAGCUCCUCAUGGUCUACGUGGGACUGGGUGCCGACAUCCUGGACAUCUUCGACACCUUCAGGGAACCCGAAGUCAAAACCAACCGGGCGGUCGUCAUCGUGGGCCUGGCCCUCUUCUCCUGGGCGCUCAUGCAGUUUCCUCUAGUGCUCACUCAGACUCGACCCUCAAAGGGCGAGUCGGGCGGUCUCCUCUGCUGCCCUGGUGCCCCGCCCUCGUUCGCCUCCUGCUGCUCCAGCGAAGUGUGGAGCUUGCUGCUCACAGUGGGACUCCAAGACGGCCCGUUCCUGCUCUACCGGCUCUACCUCAUGGUUCAGGAGCAGGUGCUGAACCAGCUCAUGAUCUUCUUCACCUGCAAGAACAUCCUCAUUGUCCUGCUGGAGCUCUACCGGAUCUUUGUGGUUCAGUGCGAGCAGCGGGUGGGGGACUGGGGUUUGGAGAGGUGCGCCGCUCUGGUGCUCUGGUGUCGAGCCCAGGGGGGCGGGGAGACAAUACCCUCUCCUGUCAAACCAGAGCUGCGAGGCAGCCCUUCUGCAUUUAUGGAUGACCCUCUCACUCUGUGUCUCCUGCACCCACGUUGGGCAGACUGGGGAAUGAAGAGCAGCGGCAAUUCAAUCAGAGGCCUUUUCGAGCGCUGCCUUGUAUCUGUGUCCAUCAAAUUGCCGUACUUCACCUCAGCCCGCCAGAUGAUGAUAGGAGGUGAAGCUCUGAACAACCGGCUCCGUGUGGUCACCAGCGGACGCUCAUCAAAGGAUGCCAUGCGUUAUAACUGGUGCGUCAGACGCUUCGGAUUGGCUCGAAACAUUUGA